UGCUUUUGUAAUUUGUAAUGUCUACUAGCGCCGCCUAUCUUUUUCCCCGCUAAUUGAAAACGUGGAUUGAAGGUAUUGCAUCUGCAACUUGGAUUUCCUGCUUUUGAGUACGGAUUCAAGGAUUAUAUUAUUAUUGAAUAAAUGCGGCAUCGUUAUGGCUGUUUUAUGUAUUUGAGGUUGAGUCAUUGUACACUCCAACGAUGAUGUCCAGUCGAAUGAGUUUGGUUUUGCGACAUUUUUACAAACGAUCAAUCUGGAAUUGCCGGUUCUGUUCGUCAAUUUCUAAAGAAGCAAAAUCUGAUGAUCCUGCGCCAUUGUUUUUUGAUUCUAAUGUACAAAAGAUAUUGAGAGAAUUGAUGCGUAUUGAUUUGAAAAAGGUCAUCAAGUUACGCAAAGAUGGAACUACUCUGGCUCAACCAGAAUACAGGUUCAUGACAGAUAAGGAACUGCAAGAAGCUUACGAUUAUGCUUUGCCAAAAAUAGAAAAACGUCUGCAAAUACCACCUGUAGUAAAAGUGCAAUCAGAUACAUUGAAAGUAUUAUCCGUGGAUGUUGCUCUGGAAGGUCAUGAUAAAUCAAAGUAUGUGUUCACUGAUAUAAGUUUUGGAUGCAGCAAAAAAGACAGAUUGAUAGUGAUUAGAGAACCAGAUGGUACAUUGCGUCAUGCUAUGAGGGAUGAAAGAAACAGAAUUGAUCAGGCAUACUUUCCUGUGGAAGGCAGAGAAAUGGGUACACCAAAGAUGUUUGAAGAUCCGUACUUCGAAGAUCUAUUGAAGAGAGAAGAGUUCUUGUUCAUCUUGGAUCGUGCUUGCAUACAGUUUGAACCAGACGAUCCAUUGUAUCACAGUAUUGUUAAUAAAGUCUACAACUGUGUGAAUGUACAAGGAAAAUUCGAUAGUUUGCGAUCCACUAGACAUUUUGGUUCGUUUGUGUUUCACCUCGCAUGGACAAAAAAUAUCGAUAAUUUAUUGGUAGACGUGAUUAAACACAAAAGGAUAGAUGAAGCGAUUUCACUGGUACGACUUUAUCAUAUAAUUCAUCCAGAAGCCAAGUCGGCGGUGGAAGUAGAGGAUAAGGAUGGCAUAAGUUUGAUAAAAAGUUACGCAAAAUUAGAUGCAUCGCAACGGCGGAAUAUAGACCUUGCCGUUGUUGAGUAUGAGACGAUAGAAAAAGAGAAACAGAAAUUGGAAGAGAAUAUAAAAAUAGCACACGGGCUGGACGCGAAAGAAAAUGAGCCUCAAACGGAGCCAAAUUAAAUUUGUACCAGUUUUCACUUUCUACUGGCACACGCGCAUUCUUUUUAUAUCUAUGUAAAUUCUAAAUACCAUUGUCGAAAAUAAAUAUAUGUUAAACUAUUUGUUGUCACGAGAAAUUUGGUGAUUAAAUUUGAUCGUUUAGCAGAAUUAUCCGACUAUAUAAUAUAUUGUAUUAUAUCUAAUAUAAAACAAGAAAAGAAAUAGUAAGAAAAUAUAAUUAUAUGAAAAUAAAUCUUUGGUGUC
Messenger RNA from Hylaeus volcanicus, 1499 nucleotides. It is a transcript of the gene mRpS22, whose product is annotated as 28S ribosomal protein S22, mitochondrial. The coding region runs from base 201 to 1256 and encodes 351 amino acids. Gene Ontology annotation, cellular component: mitochondrial small ribosomal subunit. Lineage: Eukaryota; Metazoa; Arthropoda; Insecta; Hymenoptera; Colletidae. The record is from RefSeq and is a predicted model, not a curated record. The transcript has 4 exons. Gene Ontology annotation, molecular function: structural constituent of ribosome.